UUUUUGAGUAAAUAUUUUUUAUGAGAAGAGGUAAAUGCAGAUCUUGCACGAUGGCGGCCUUGCCUUGUAGGAGCUGCUGACGUUGAGGAUUGUUUGUGGGUUUUGGAAUACUGGAUUUUUGAGUUUUUUGAAGUGAUUUUGAUGGGUUAUAGAAACUACAUCGCAUAAGAGUACGAAUGAGGAAGAUUGUGAAGGGGAGAAAGGACUGAUCGUUCAUAAAUAUGUAACCCCUGAAGGGGAAACGGUGAUUAAGAAAUAUAUUAAGAAAGAGUUCCUUGGGAAAGGAGGAUUUGCACAGUGCUUCAGGUUCCAUGACCUUCAGACUGAUACAGAUGUUGCAGGAAAGAUUAUUGACAAGAACUCUCUUUGAAAAUCACGUACAUUCAAAAAGCUUUUGUACGAAAUCUCCAUUCACAAGUCUUUGGAUCACCCAAAUAUUGUGAAAUUUAUUGACUUCUUCGAAGAUUCUAAAAAUGUGUACAUCGUACUUGAGCUCUGAGAUGAUGGUAACCUCAAUGACUUCUUUAAGAAUACAGGCAAAAGAGAACGAUCUCUCACAGAGAGUCAGAUCAGAAAUUAUGUUAGACAACUGGUGAGAGCCCUUAAAUUCUGUCAUGAUAGAAGUAUUAUUCAUAGAGAUCUAAAGCUAGGAAAUUUACUCUUGAAAGAUAAGAAGAAGACCAUACUUCUCGCUGAUUUUGGACUUUCUGCAAGACUGGAGUAUCCUAAACAAAGAAGAAGAACUAUCUGAGGUACCCCUAACUAUAUUGCUCCAGAAAUCAUCGGAUCUAAAACCACACAUUCAUUUGAAGUUGAUGUUUGGAGUCUAGGAAUUAUAAUUUAUAUCUUGAUUUUUGGUCAUGCUCCAUUUUCGUCAAAAUAACAUCAAGGAGACUUACAGGAAAAUCAAAACUGUAGAUUUCAAGAUCCCUGCUCAUAAAAUGGUAUCCUCUUCCCUUGCAAACUUGUUACAAGUAAUGCUGGAGAAAGAUAGCUCUAAGAGAGCAACUCUUGAUGAACUCAGUGUACAUCCGUUCACCACAGAGGAUGGGAAGCUCCUUCCUGCUCUUGAGGAGGAAACUUCAGAUCCAAAGUUACCCCUAAGCUCUGUUAGAAAAGAGGAGAAGCCAGCUAUAGAGUCAAACCAUUUCCUGAAGCAGUCAAGAGUCUGGGUCACCAAGUGUUCAGAUUUCAGCUCAAAAUACGGAAUGGGCUAUUUGCUAUCGAAUGGCAACAUCGGUGUCUUCUUCAAUGACAAGACUAAGAUGCUGCUUUCGUUCCAGGAUUUGACUUAUUAUGAAGAUACGAAUGAAUUUCACUCCUACAGCUUACACAAAAUCCCAUCUAGACUGAAGAAGAAGUACAGAAUAGUAGAAAAUUUCAAAUCGUUCCUCACUAAGGAUGAAAUUGAAGAACAGAAAGAAAAAGGAGCAAUAGAUCCGGGUACAUUCAUCAAAGCCUGGAUGAAAUCUAGGAAUGCAAUCAUCUUCAAGUUUGCCAGGAAGUCCGUUCAAGUCAUCUUUAAUGAUGGAACCGAGGUCAGAAUGAUAAAUAAGCCAAGCAAGAUGAUUGAAUAUGUUGAUCCUGAUGGUUCCUGCAAACUUCUUGAACUAGAUCAAGCCUUAGAAUCUUCAGAUGAAGAGCUAUUGAAGAGACUUGAGUAUUCUAGAAAGAUGACCAAAGAACUUUCUAAAAGAUAAAAUUGAAUGAUAAGAAAGAAUUUAGGAUUGUUCAAUCUA
This is a messenger RNA of Moneuplotes crassus, 1739 nucleotides long. The record is from the annotation of a GenBank genome assembly. Lineage: Eukaryota; Ciliophora; Spirotrichea; Euplotida; Euplotidae.